Messenger RNA from Chelonus insularis, 1002 nucleotides. RefSeq names its product Cofilin/actin-depolymerizing factor homolog tsr (gene tsr). Gene Ontology annotation, molecular function: actin filament binding. Bases 289 to 735 code for a protein of 148 amino acids. The transcript has 3 exons. Gene Ontology annotation, cellular component: cytoplasm; actin cortical patch; actin cytoskeleton. Gene Ontology annotation, biological process: actin filament fragmentation; actin filament severing. The record is from RefSeq and is a predicted model, not a curated record. Lineage: Eukaryota; Metazoa; Arthropoda; Insecta; Hymenoptera; Braconidae.
CAAAAUUGAUAACUGGUGGAAUAAAGGAAUAGGACCAUUAAAUUACGCCACAGCGCAUAUCGCGAUGCGCACGCACGCGUAGGAAUACAAUCAAAUUUCGAUGGAGACAGAGUUGCUGCGCUACAAGGCUAUCUUGCCGUAAGAGAGUGGAACCUCCCUUCCUCGUCGCUGGUGUGUGCGACCCCCAACUGGACACAUUUAAGAUAUCCAGUUCUACCACAGUCGAGAUCUUGUAAAAGUGUUGGUAGUGCUUGUUUACUCCUUUUCUGCUGCUACUGGCUUCUUAAAAUGGCAUCUGGAGUAACUGUAGCUGAUGUCUGUAAGACAACAUAUGAAGAAAUUAAAAAAGACAAAAAACAUCGAUAUGUAAUUUUUUACAUUAAAGAUGAGAAGCAAAUUGAUGUAGAAGUCGUUGGAGCUCGAGAUGCAGCUUACGACAAUUUCCUUGAAGAUUUGCAGAAAGGUGGUAGUGGAGAAUGUCGUUAUGGUCUUUUUGAUUUCGAGUAUACUCAUCAAUGCCAGGGAACCUCUGAGGCUUCCAAGAAACAAAAAUUAUUUUUGAUGUCGUGGUGUCCUGACACAGCUAAAGUAAAGAAGAAGAUGUUGUACUCAAGUUCGUUCGAUGCCUUAAAGAAAUCUCUUGUUGGCGUCCAGAAGUAUAUUCAGGCAACAGAUCUUUCGGAAGCAUCGGAAGAAGCUGUCGAAGAAAAGCUGCGUGCUACAGACAGGAAUUAAAAAUGAAUUCCAAGAAUAUCUCCAAGAAGCGAUAAUUUUACAAAAAAAAAAAAGAAAAAAAAUAUAAAAACGUAAACGAAAAACGUGAAAUCGAGCGGAUACGUUUUCAUUUCUCCCGAGCAAACGCUCCGUUUUACAUCGCAUCGGAGGUUCAUCUUUUUACACAUUUUUCACAUAAUAUUAAUAAUAUUAAUAAUAUUAAUAAUAAUAAUAAUUAAUUAAUUAUUAAUGAUAAUGAUAAUAAUAAUAAUAAAAAGAGAAACAAAA